Messenger RNA from Tilletiaria anomala UBC 951, 1959 nucleotides. Its product is annotated as RNA processing-related protein. Lineage: Eukaryota; Fungi; Basidiomycota; Exobasidiomycetes; Georgefischeriales; Tilletiariaceae. Gene Ontology annotation, cellular component: U4/U6 x U5 tri-snRNP complex. The record is from RefSeq and is a predicted model, not a curated record. The transcript has 3 exons. Bases 169 to 1764 code for a protein of 531 amino acids. Gene Ontology annotation, biological process: mRNA splicing, via spliceosome. Gene Ontology annotation, molecular function: U6 snRNA binding; U4 snRNA binding; protein binding.
CUGCGACGUUCGUUCAAUUGCAUCAAAUCCCAACAUCGGGAGCGCCGAGUGCCGACCAGAAGUGGUUCAAGGUUGAAGACAGCGCAUGCGUGAUUGCAGCCGCAUCGUAACGACUUGCGCCUCCUGUUCGCGACACUCGACGGCCACAAGGAUCAUAGCCUUGCCAUCAUGGAGCCUUCGGAGCCCAGCGGUGGUGCUGGAGUCAUGUCCAUCGACGAGUUACCGGACGAUGUGGACUACUCCAUGGCUGCUGAGGCCUCCUCGCGGGCCGCCGCCCAGCAUCGCGAGGUCAUGCGUGCAUUGGACGAACGUGUAGCCGCUCGCAGCAUGGCGGUGCCUACCAAUGACAAACAAGUGCGACUGCGGCUGCGAGAGCUUGGCGAGCCUAUCACACAGUUUGGGGAGCGCGAAGUGGACAGACGAGAGCGCUUGCGAUCCGUGCUCACGAAUAUCAGGAUGCGGGCAGAAGAGGAAGGCGAAGAUGUGGGCGGCGAUGUGGUCAAGAGUGAGAGCGAGGAUAGCGAGGAAGAUCAGGAAGAAGAGUUCUACACUGAAGGGAGCAGCGAGCUGCUAGACGCACGGAGGCGGAUUGCGUCUUUCUCACUAGCUAGAGCCAAGAAGCGGAUUGCGUCACAACGACAGCAAGCUCAAAUAUCUCUGCGAUCAGUCGUGCAACGAAGAAAGGCCAUCUUUGAGCCGCUAAAAACGUUGACGAAUCUCGGCUCGCAAAUCGGCGAUGAACGGCCGAUCUCUGUCGUUCGCUUCUCUCCCGACAGCAAAUCUCUUCUCACUGCCAGCUGGAGUGGCAUGAUCCGGCGGUGGAACGUCCCAUCUGCAACUUCCAUCUCGUCUUUUCGGGCGCAUACCGAAAAGGUUGGCGGGCUGGCAUGGCAUCCUGCGGCAACGCUUUUGCAAUCAGAAAGUGCUGUGAAUUUCGUCAGCGGAGGUGGAGAGGGGAAAGUCUGUCUUUGGUCAUUAGACAAGGAUAAGCCUCUCCGCACCCUCGAAGGGCAUGCAGCACGAGUAUGUCGAACGACCUUUCACCCGUCCGGCAACUAUGUCGCAUCCGCCAGCUAUGACGGCACUUGGCGACUGUGGGAUGUGGAGAACGGAAAAGAGCUGCUUUUGCAGGAAGGUCACUCGAAAGAGGUGUAUGCGGUCGAGUUCCAGGAGGAUGGCGCCUUGAUUGCAAGUGGAGGGCUAGAUGCUAUUGGGCGAGUCUGGGACGUUCGAACAGGCCGGACAGCGAUGGUCUUAGCUGGGCACGCAAAGGAAAUUCUCUCCAUCGACUUUUCUCCCAACGGGUACCAGUGCGCGACAGCCAGCGGUGAUGACACUGUGCGAAUAUGGGACAUGCGAGCCCUCAAGACCAUCUACACCAUUCCGGCACACAAGAGCUCGGUAUCUGACGUGAGAUUCUUCCGAGCGGCAGAAGAACGAAGACAACUGCUCGGUUUCGGCUUGUUCAAUGGAGCUGCGCCCAGAGAAAGCAAGAACGGGGGAGAGGGUGCGAUGGAUGUCGAUCUGAGCAGCGCGCCACUCAAUGGUACAUCUUCAGCAAAUGAAGAACCCCAACUCACGCUUUCGGGACUCUACUUAGCUACAGCUGGGUAUGACGGAUUUCUCAAAGUCUGGAGCGCCGAUGAUUGGCAGCUAAUGCGCAGUUUGAGCGGUGAUGCGGGCAAGGUCAUGAGCGUCGACAUUUCAUCAGGUGAGGAACGCUAUUUCGGUCUUCCACUUCUUCGGCUAGAGACCAGAGCUUAGCCAUUCCUGCCCGCGUCAGCAGCAUCGAGGCUCUGCGCGGUUGGCGUUGAGUGCUUGCCGCUGCGUUGGGCCGCAGGUCUUCGUUGCUCGACGCGGCGUAGAAGAAGGAUAUUUGGUCGGCUUGCGUAUACCGCGUGCAGGAAUGAUGCUGACACGCUUCGUCUUGGCAGAUCGGCAAUACUUGGCAAGUGGAGA